AAGACCUCCCCAUAGCGAGUUGCUCAUGACACUGUCACACAGACCUUAAUGGAUGAUAUGGAAAGAUACUGAAUUUUUUUCCUCCAGGAAUGCCAGCCAGUCCUGAAUGCCAACCAGUCCCUUCACUUUGGCUGAUCACUGCAGAGGCCUGGUGCUGAGGUCUGAUGAGACCUGUUCCACAUAAACCAAAUUCUAACAGGAUGCCUGCAAGUCCUCUCUAUGAGGCUGUCACGCAAGCCUGUUCAGAGAAUUUUCGGCAAUUACACUUGCUCAGACAUUGAUUCUCACUUCUCUGCACUAAUUAUUUACUUCAAUUUCUACUUUCAAUCUAUAAAUGUUAGCACUGUCAGCACUCACAGACCUGUCUUCUUUCUCUUGAAACCAUGACUUUACUUGGGAUAGCUUGGGAUGCUUUAGAGCAUGGCUUUCUCACUAUGUCAUGUGUCUUCAUUUUGCUUUCCCAAACCAGACUGUAAACUCCCUGAGAGAGGAGACUGUGAAAAGUGGUAAUAUCUUAUAUAGACGGAUACACAACAAAUAACAAGAACAACAUUUGGACAAAAACACCGUUGUUGCUCUUAGUAGUUGAGAAAAUUUGCCUUAACAUGUUCAGAAGACUCUCGAUUGGCUGCUACAACAUACGUCUCUUCUCCUUUCCCCUGCCUGCCCUCUGCUGGAACUGCUAAUGAGCAAUAAGAGGGCCAAAGCAGGACGUGGUGUGGGAAACAUGGGAAAAUAGGGGCUUGUCUGACUGAAAAGUAAGUUGAAAAACUGAUUUGUCAAUUCACAACCUAGAUCUUUGAAGCUCCUCCUUACUUGCCUUUGGGCAGCUAGCAGUCUCAUUACAAGACCCUUUAUUGGUUCAGCUGUGCGUGGGAAUGUGAUUCUACCUAAUGGCAUGAGAUGGACCAAAUGACCUUGUAUGUCUUCCACUCUUCUUUGCUUGUUUCACCUCUCUGUCUUGCAGUCAUCCAAUAGAUGGCAGAUAGCUGAGCCAGAUAGUGCCCCGUCCCAAACAUAAAUGCCCUCCUGUUUGCCAAACCCUCAAAACCUUCACCACCUUCACAUAUAACAGGCUUUUACGAGGAUCUGGCAAGACUGCCGCUUCGGUAAUGCAAUGCCGAAGAAGCUCUUCUACCAGCAAAGAAAGAGGAUUUCUUCCCAUUUGGCUCCAGCCUGGAAACAAUCCCAAGAAUGGCUUGUAUUGGAUCAAUGGAGGUUGCAUACUCCCUCCCAAACCGCACACCAAGCCAGGAAGAUGGGUGAGGACACAGUGAGAAGGUGGCCAUCUGCAAGCCAGGGAGACAGUUCUCACCAGAACCCAACCAUACUGCCACCCUGACCUCAGAUUUCCAGUCUCCAGAACCGUUGACAUGAUGAAAGAAGCAUUAGAAAAACUUCAGCUCAAUCUAGUAGAGAUGAAAGAUGAAAACGCGACCUUAGAUGGUGGAGAUGUCUUAUUCACAGGCAGAGAAUUUUUUGUGGGCCUUUCCAAAAGGACAAAUCAACGAGGUGCUGAAAUCUUGGCUGAUACUUUUAAGGACUAUGCAGUCUCCACAGUCCCGGUGGCUGAUGCUUUGCAUUUGAAGAGUUUCUGCAGCAUGGCUGGGCCUAACCUAAUCGCAAUUGGAUCCAGUGAAUCUGCACAGAAGGCCCUAAAGAUCAUGCAACAGAUGAGUGACCACCGCUAUGACAAACUCACUGUGCCUGAUGACAUGGCCGCGAACUGUAUAUACCUAAAUAUCCCCAACAAAGGCCACGUCUUGCUACACCGAACCCCAGAAGAGUAUCCAGAAAGUGCAAAGGUUUAUGAGAAGCUGAAGGACCAUAUGCUGAUCCCCGUGAGCCAUUCUGAACUGGAAAAGGUGGAUGGGCUGCUCACAUGCUGCUCAAUUUUAAUUAACAAGAAGGUAGACUCCUGAGUUGAAGUCCCUCCCUUGUAGCCAGCAAUACUGCACUCACAAGGCCGAUAACUGUACCACUCCUAUCGUGUUCAUUGACAAUCUACUGUGCCACUGUGCUACUAACUCUGGUUUACAAAAGUCUGAUUCCAAGUUUGCUUCAUUCUGCAUCCCCCCCCCGCCCCGCCCCUUGCGGUGGUACCUAAGCCGUGGGUUUUGCUAAAUGAAUUAAGCAAUCUAGAAAAUAUAGAGCUAAUGAAUUAUUGAACUGUGAUUAAUAAUAGUAAAGAAACACUCAUUUUAGUGUUUGUAUUAUUGGUGUGAAAUAUAUAUAUGCUGUUUAGUUGCCAGUAUAUGCUAAAGGGUAUCUUCUUGAUCAGUCAGAUAGGCUGGGUUGUUUUGUGUUUUGUUUUUUGUUUUUCUCUGUAUCAUUAAUCAUCUUUGGUUCCUGAAGAAUUCCCUCGUUCCUGGAUCCUCUCCGUUUCCUUCUUUUUUUUUUUUUUUUUUUUUCAUCUGAACUCUGGAAAUUUUGUUUCCAGUUAUUUUCUUUUGCCUUUCCCACUUCUAUUACCUUAGGUAAAAUCCACGGUCUUGCCUUCUGGAUACCUUCCUGCAGGCCUCCCCCAUCUGCCACAUCCGUCUCCUCUAGCUCAUGGCUACGUAUUUGGCCACCACCUCCAUUCUCCCCAGGAAAGGCAGACAGGUCCCUCAGCAGAAUUGUGACCAAAAUCAGAGAGACUAUUUGGGGAAGAGUUAACUACAAAGAAGCAUAUCCUGAUGGGGUUUGCCCCAGAUAACUAAAUUCCAUAAGUAGGACACCACAGCUAGGAAGGUAAAUUCAGCUCCAUAGGGUUGCUAGGAUCGUAGAUCAAGACACUUGGAAACACCAUAUGGGUACAAUGUCUUAGGAAGUCUUUUAAGUCACAUUCCAUGAAUUUUUGCUUUAUCACUAGCCAUUUACAGACCUUGGGGAAUACUCUUAUUUAUUCCAUCGGCUCAUUUCUAUUCCCACCCCCCCCCCCCAUCGUGACUCACCCUAUUUCCAGCCUUCUACCCCCCUGCAAUUAUCCUGGUCUAACGACGUUAUUUCUUUCAAAAGAGACAUUGCAUCUAAAAGUGAUUAUAGAUGGUCUAGUGAGAGCCAGAUGGAGCAUGUACAGGAAGUGAUCCGCUUGGUGCUUGAAACCGCAGACAAUGGACAAUUCUACUUUGAAAUAUCUAUGAUUAUGUACUGUGGAAUUCAAUUAACACUUCUUUCCUCUCUAGCUUUUAAAUUACACAACCUAAAACUGAUGCCAGUCUCUUACAAAGAACAAUGCCGCAGUGAAGGGAGAAAUCAUUGUCUUUUACUUAAACCUGAAAGAAACAGCCUCUUAGCAGGCCAAGGAAAUGGUACUUUCCAAGGAAUGGUGACUGAUCCAGGCAUGUUAUCAAACUUCCUAGUCAUCUCCACCUUUCCGGUAUUGCCUGUAGCUUGUUGUUCAAGAUUAACAAUCAGGGAGAUUAAGAAAUAUGACUGAAAGUCUUGCCCUGCUUACCUAUGUAUUUCUAACCAAUCAUUUCUUAGGUUUAGUGACCAAAUGGAAGUGAUAAGCCUCUGAGAAAACCAAGGCAUCCAUAACUACUAUCUGUCUUUUUCAUUUAUUUGAUGAUCUAAUGCCAGGAUUUGAAGAAUUCCUUUCCUCUCCUUUUUGCUUAACUUUAAAUUCACUUCACAUGCAGAUAUCUUAUAUAGCAUCCCAUGAAUGAACCAUAUCUUAGUCACUGUCAUAUUUGGAAUUGUCUCAUCAUAGGUGAAUAGUAUGUUUUUACCAGAGAGAAAAUGAAUGUUACCCACAUGCUCAAGUUAAUAAGGAAAAAUUGUCUUCCACAAUUAUGGUUGCUCUUUUGGGUUAAAUCUGGCUCUAAGCUGGCAAAAUCAGAACUUCUCCCUGGAAGAGUUCAGCGUCUCAGAAACAAUCUGGGGAAAAUUAACCUAGUCAGCCACAUGAAGCUUACUAGCAAGUGGCAUAUAAUUUUUAAUAUCUUUACUUCUGUCAUCCCCAACUGAAGAACUGUAUUAUAGUCGAUUGCAGGUAGUUAGAUUUUUCUUCUGAACAAUCUGUUCUGCAGAAGGCUGUUUUCCACCUUUCCUUUCCUUUGCUUGCCCUCUUUGCUCCUCUGUCUCAAGAAGUCACUUAGAAUCUGUGUGCCUCUUCUACAGAAUCUCAUUCUAUGCUAUGUCAACUGACUAGGCUGUCUUCUUUGGACUCCCUAUGUGAUGAUGUGAAAACCCAAAAUAUCUGCAGCAUAGUAGUAGUAUUUUUUGAUGUUCUCGUAAGCAUAAUGUUCUCUUUUCAGAGGAAAGAUAACCUGUUAUUACAUAGGUUCCCCUCUGGCCCGUUGUGAUUUAUAAGGAUAAAUAAACUAACAGAAGCUGCUCUUUGACAUUGUGAAGACAAUAGGAAUUAUAUUAAAGUAAGGAAAAGUUGAGUCAGAAUUACUUGGUAAGAUUCAAUCUAAUAGGGGCAAUAUAGAGAAAGUACAUUAUUUAGCAUUAUUUCUUCAACUCUAAUGAAUCGCUAUAGAAAUCAGCAGGCAGAUCUCUAAUGUGUAUUGAUUGCUCUUUAAGCUACUGUGAACAGAUUAUUAAGGCUAUCUCUUCAUCUCUAAGGGGGAAAUAGUCUGUAGAUGAAUAAUGUGACUUAUAUAGAGUUGCAUGUUAGUCUUUGUAAUUAUUUAAUCUUUAACAUUCUACAGAACUCAGACAUGAUUUCAACAUGGUGUUAGAUGUGUGCAUUUUGAUUUGCUGACCAUCACAUUCCAGCCAAUGUAUGGUUAUCCACUCUGUGUGCCAAAACCAGUAAAUGCCUUUCACGGCUCUUUAGUCCAGAGAAGUUCUGCACUGAUUUUGGUCUCUUGUUGUCCUGAUCCUACAAGUAUACAAAUCACGAUGGAAUAAAGUGUGAAUUGUACUGUGA
Messenger RNA from Neofelis nebulosa (Clouded leopard), 4861 nucleotides. It is a transcript of the gene DDAH1, whose product is annotated as dimethylarginine dimethylaminohydrolase 1. The coding region runs from base 1374 to 1922 and encodes 182 amino acids. Gene Ontology annotation, molecular function: amino acid binding; dimethylargininase activity. The transcript is spliced from 8 exons. Lineage: Eukaryota; Metazoa; Chordata; Mammalia; Carnivora; Felidae. The record is from RefSeq and is a predicted model, not a curated record. Gene Ontology annotation, biological process: arginine metabolic process; positive regulation of nitric oxide biosynthetic process.